This is a messenger RNA of Closterium sp. Yama58-4, 1686 nucleotides long. NCBI's taxonomy places the organism in Eukaryota, Viridiplantae, Streptophyta, Zygnematophyceae, Desmidiales, Closteriaceae. The record is from the annotation of a GenBank genome assembly.
AUGCUGCGUUUGUUUCAGGCGAGCAUCUUUCAGCACGACGGUUCGCGAUUGCUAAUGGCGACGCCGGAAGGCACGGUGCGGACGCUGAAUGGGGUGCUCGUGAAGGUGCGACCGGGGGAGGUUGUGGGAGGGAUGGUGAGGGAGACAGCAGGAGGAGUGGACGCGCGAGUAGAGCAGUUAGCAACGAAGCUGGCGCAGCAGGAGGAGGCCGUGACUGCUCUCAAGAGGGAGGUUGACGAACUGAGGCAGGCGAUGACGAACGCCGAAGCGGCGAAGGGCGCAGCGGCGGAAGGGGCAUUGGAGACGGGGAGGCACGGGGAGACAGUGAAGGGCAAGGUUGGGGCGGGGGGUGCAGCGGCAAGGGAUGCAGGGGAGGCAGGGGAGGCAGGGAAGGCAGAGGACCGCCUUUCGGCGCAGCCUUCCGAGGGGAGAAAUACUGUCCCGUUACUGGAGAGCUUUAUAGGGGAGCACGUGGAUAGAUUCAGGAGUGAGCAUGAGUCGGAGGUGGAGGGGUUGAAGGAGCAGGUGGAGGCAGUGAGGAGGGAGGCGGCAGGCGCGGCGAGCGCGCUGAGGGCGGAGAUUGCGCGGGUGAGGGCUGCGGCGGAGCGGCAAGCGGCGGAAGUGGCGUACGUGCGCGCGACGGCGGCGCACACUGAGGCGCGGAUGAACGACUUGGAGCUGGCGGUGGCGGAGUGGAAGAGUGCGCGCGAGAAGGAGGGCGCGGAGAGCAGCAAGCCCGGGGGAAGAGCGGGGGAGCAAGCAGGAGCGGAGAGGCGCGAGGGGAAGAGGCGGAAGCGGGAUGAGGGAGGGAAGGCGGUAACGGUGGCUCCUGCUGCUGCGGGCGGUUGCGCACUUAUUGAGGAUUGCGGCGCUGCUGAUGGGAAGGCAGCUGAUGGAGAAAGGAAGGCUGACCUGCCGGGACUAAGAGCGGUAGUGGAUGGCCUGCGGUGCAGAGUGGUUAAGCUGGAGAAGAGUAGUGGCACAGGAGGGAGGGUAUGGGAGAACAGCGCCGCAACAAACAGGAAUGGACCUCAGCGGCAUAUCCUGCCUCACAGACGGUGCCCUCGCUCACCUCGCUCGUUUCGCCAGCUCGCAAACGUUACCCUCGAGGACUCCUCUGGCUUCACCGCCGAGGGGGUCAGGAAGCUCUUCUCCCUGCCCGCGCUCGUGCAUCUGGACCUCACGGGAUCAUGCACAACGGAUGCUGCUCUCGAAGGCAUCGACCGCGUGAAAACGCUGCGCAAUCUUGUUCUUGACGAAAGCAAGAUCACGGACGUUGGAGUGGCUAGGCUGGGACGGCUGACUGCACUUGUGGGGCUUCACCUGGGUGGAUGUGUGUCUGUGACCUCUGCCAGUAUGGUGCAUGUGGGUAAGCUGACAGCGUUGGAGGAGCUUUCACUGCAUGAUGGGGGGGUGAGGGAGGAUGGGCUGCUGCAUCUUACCUCCCUCACCUCACUGAAUUACCUCAUUUUGCCUCCGGGUGUGACUGACUCUGGCAUGAAGUACCUGAGAAACAUGAAACGCCUGGUGAAGCUGGGGAUGUGGGAUGCUAAAAUUACUGCAAAUGGUGUUAACUGGCUCAAGGGGCUUCCGUGCCUCCAGAAGAUUGGAGCAGACGCAGAAGAUGUAGAAGGGUUUAUUCGGGACACUUUCCCGGGAAUGGUUGUGACUCCAGGGCUACUCUAG